CCUCCCCACCACCACAGCAGAGGCAAAACUCAGUCCCAGAACUAUGGACCGAAAGGCUGACCAAAGCAAGGUCGGGGAAAGAGGUGAGCCCAGCUCCCAAUGUGGGCUUCAGCUGGGACCCUCAGCAUGCUGCUAACUGUGAGUGGGGCCAGACUCCGUCCCGAAGAAAGCUACCUCAAGCCUGGAAGGGCUGCCGCUCGCCUCAGCAGGUCUCCGCCUCCAAAACACCCCAUAGUGUACCCUUAGGAUCUUGGAGGUGACUCUGCCAGAUAUCCAGGCUGAGGGUAGCCCCAGGCUUCGUGCAGAGGAGGGCCUGGAGUUGUCUUGGAAUAUGAGGAAGAGUAAAUAGAAAGGAACACAGAGUCAGCAGGAAAAGGCCGAACGAGGAAAGAAGCACCAGGAGGGAAGCCGCGGGCCGCAGAUGCGGACAAGGACAAGGGAGCGGCCAUGUGCCUGACACCGCGCUCUGUCCUAACGCACGCACGCACCCGUGCACUCAGACCGAGUCCCUCGUCCCUAAGAGCAGGGUCUCUGAGACCGGUGUUCCCCCCACCCGACCCACUCCCCUGCUCUAUCAGUAAACUUGCCAGCCACCACGCAUCUUAGUGAGUCUACACUGAUGGCCUGGGCCGCUGCGCAAGUCCCCGCCUGACCCCUACACUCUGUGAGAGGCAUUCUGUACAGUUUGAGUCUUAAGCCCUCUCCAAAAACUUGACCCAGCAUUAUGACUAACUCCAAACUCCCCCUAACUCAGUACAAACUGUCAAACCCGUAUCCAACUCAUUUCUAACUAUCACAGCAACAUAUGUCAUGAUAGAAAUUUGAAAGUCGAAAAUAGAAAGUAGAAGAAACGACUCGUGAGCUCAACACCUACCCAAGCUUAAAACCCAGACCAGCCCUACUCUCAGUGACAUGCCGUGCAUUACCCCAUCUGACAUCUAAAUCAACACAUUAAUAAACCUUAGCCCCAGCCAACCCUGUGCCUGUCCAAACCUCACCACAUCCCCCAGCUAGACUCAAACCUCAACCGCACUCAGUCAGCCAAAUCCCAAUAAACUAACCUGAAACUUUAAAAGUAACCCAGUCCUUAAACCUAACCUAGCCCCAUACCAAUUAUAGCCUUGCCUGAUCCUAACCCUAAUUGCCUUUACCCAGUCCCGGUGCCCGCUGACUCCUGGCCUAGUGCUCUUCACCUUGGCCCACACCUAAAAGCUGGGAAAAUCAUGUUUCCCAACUGCCUCUGGGUAUCUCCACAUUGUCAACCCCUGGCCUCUGGUAUCCCAGGAUGUCCAAACUCUCCGGCACCAUCAGCUGACAAGCCGAACCCAUCAGAUACAUCAUAUUCCCCCUCUUUCUCUCUUUCACAUCCCCCACCCCGACCCUCUUUACCGUAGGUUCAUCAGAAGACCUCACUCGGGUCAAACUUUUCCCCAUCCAACCUCCUAGAUAAGGACAGGGCAAACCUCCACCCCACAGCUCCACACCCAGGAAUCCUGUUCAAGAAUGUACCCACCACUGACUGCAUGAGCCAGCCCUCUGUCCUUCAGCCUGACCCCCUUCAAGCCUACCCCUUGCCUCCUAUGGCUCUCUGUGUGGACUCAUCUCAGGGCGGCCUGUCUCGUGCCCUUCCCGGGGCUGCCUGCUGGCAGCUGGCAGAGAGACAUGUGCUGUUUCCCACCCCUUGGCUCCCUAAACUGCAGAGGGUCUGGAUUCAGAGUCCCUAGGCCUGGUCCCGUCCCUCCACGUACACACACAUAGGCAUCGGCAUACGUAUACUGGCUCUUUCUUAGCUGACACACAGAUAUGCUUUCCGAUAUAUACUGGUAGAUACACACACAGAGGCCAAGUUCUCGUCCUCAAACACAUACAUGCCUCCAUACACACACACACACACACACACACACACACACCCAGGCCAGGAACGCUCCCCUCCUCCAUCCCCCCUGCCUCCCAUCUGGCGGCCCACCCUCACCAACCCUGCGCCCGGCCCAAGGUGGGGACAGACACCUGAGGGGCUGCCAGCUGGGCAUCCUCCACUGGGCCUGGGCCCGCCCUCAUGUUUCUCGCCCCUCCUGCCCGCAGGGGACUCGUGGGGGAUGCUAGCUUGCCUGUGUGCUGUGCUCUGGCACCUCCCUGCAGUGCCAGCCCUCAACCGCACGGGGGACCCAGGGCCUGGCCCCUCCAUCCAGAAAACCUACGACCUCACCCGCUACCUGGAACACCAACUCCGCAGCUUGGCUGGGACCUACCUGAACUACCUGGGCCCCCCUUUCAACGAGCCUGACUUCAACCCACCUCGGCUGGGGGCAGAGACUCUGCCCAGGGCCACUGUCAACUUGGAUGUGUGGCGGAGCCUCAAUGACAAACUGCGGCUGACCCAGAACUAUGAGGCCUACAGCCACCUUCUCUGCUACUUGCGUGGCCUCGACCGCCAGGCUGCCACGGCCGAGCUGCGCCGCAGCCUGGCCCACUUCUGCACCAGCCUUCAGGGCCUGCUGGGCAGCAUCGCGGGCGUCAUGGCAGCUCUGGGCUACCCGCUGCCCCAGCCUCUGCCCGGAGCCGAGCCCACCCGGGCCCCCGGCCCUGCCCACGGCGACUUCCUCCAGAAGAUGGACGACUUCUGGCUGCUGAAGGAGCUGCAGACCUGGCUGUGGCGCUCGGCCAAGGACUUCAACCGGCUCAAGAAGAAGACGCAGCCCCCGCCAGCGGCGGUCACCCUGCACCUGGAAGCCCAUGGCUUCUGAUCUCUGACCUUUACCGCCUCCUCUCUCCUCUCCUCCCUCAAAUCCUGCUCCCACUCUGGGAGGGAGAAACCCGUAUGCCAACGUCUGUUGAGCCAGGAGGCAGAAGCCGUGGGCCUCUGGCCCUCUCCGGACUUGGAAGAGGGCACGGUCGACAGGGCCUGUCCCCUCCCCGCUUUCCAAAGCCCUGCAGGUCUCUUCCACAGGGAGGAGCGCUCCCGGGGGCAGUGGUUCAAGUUGGUGCGAAGGCUCUCGCGGCUUCCUGCUUCCUGCCCGGCGCUGGCCGGCGCCCACACGGCCCCUCACGCGGCACUUCCAGGAAGCAUGCCCGUAGGCAGGGAGGGGGGCCACCGCAGCAUGUGCCUUUCUGGGGCGGGGGGCGGGGGGGAGCCCUUUGGCUGCCCCACUCUCCUUGGAUGGGCGUCGUUCCCCUAUCCCCAAAUAGCUCAGUACAUCCGAUUCAGGAAACACACACGGUGGCAAGUCCAAACGGGAAGAAACGGGAUUUAAAAGCGGAAGAGGUGGGAUCUGCAUUGGAGGUCAUACUAAAAGCAUAGGGGCAGGGACAGAGCGGACCCACGGCUCACCAAGGCAGUCGGUGGCACAGGACGGCAGCCAAAAGGACCUUGCCUUGCAUCUUCUUGCCGGCAUCAUGGUGCCUCCUCUCCACCCCCUUUCCAGGGUAUCUGUGGGUUGCCCAGGCUGGGGAGGGCAACCAUAGCCACAGCCACAGGGUUUCCUGAAAGUUUACAUUGCAGUAGCAUUUCGGGGUGCGGGGGGCAGCUCCCCCAGGCCCUGCCCCCCAGCCUCACCCACUCAUGACUCUAAGUUUGUUGUAUUAAUAUUUAUUUAUUUGGAGAUGUUAUUUAUUAGAUGAUAUUUAUUGCAGAAUUUCUAUUCUUGUAUUAACAAAUAAAAUGCUUGCCCCGGGA
Molecule: messenger RNA, 3673 nt
Organism: Felis catus (domestic cat)
Lineage: Eukaryota; Metazoa; Chordata; Mammalia; Carnivora; Felidae
Gene: CLCF1
Product: cardiotrophin like cytokine factor 1
Exons: 2
Coding region: 1869-2744 (291 amino acids)
Source: RefSeq, a predicted model, not a curated record